Entelurus aequoreus (snake pipefish) is the source of this 2600-nucleotide messenger RNA. RefSeq lists its product as uncharacterized. The record is from RefSeq and is a predicted model, not a curated record. The transcript has 5 exons. Gene Ontology annotation, cellular component: membrane. Gene Ontology annotation, biological process: regulation of cell differentiation. The coding region runs from base 205 to 1017 and encodes 270 amino acids. NCBI's taxonomy places the organism in Eukaryota, Metazoa, Chordata, Actinopteri, Syngnathiformes, Syngnathidae.
UCAUUAGAUUGCACCAAAAAUUAGUCUAGCCAAGAUGCAAGUUGUUGAUAUUGAGAAACAGACAUGUCACGCACAUAUCCAUAAACACACGCAGCAAACAGUGUGUGCAUGCGUGCUAUUACAACCUCUUCUGCUCCCAAAAGCGGCCAAACAUCCCAGCUGAAUGCGGAUUAGGGAUGAGCAUUAAAACUCACAUUGAGCCUCAUGUGCUUUCUACCCAUCCUGUCCUGCUCGCUGCAUUUCUGUCAGUCAGUCAAUCGGAGUGGACAAAGCGGUUGUCAACAUGAGCGUCUCUGGAAUCCAUCAAGGCACACUCAGGAUGUAUGCUGUGAGGCCAUUGUGGAGGGCAAGGAGAUCCUUGACCUUCCAAAGAUUCCUGCUGGCGGGAGCCGAGAUUGCUGCUUCGCUCUCAUCUUGACCCAAAAUAAAUACCUGCUCCUGAUGGCCGACACCCCUGCAGACUGCAGUCAAUGGCUGAACGUGCUGAAAAAAGUCAAACAAAGCGUCUCGUCACCUCUUAGUCUUUGCAAGCGGCAUCAGGUGCCGCCGCUCAAUAUUGCUCUGAAAGACCUGGUACCCGAUCAAAUCCAGGAUAAAGAUCCACCGACCCCACCGAUCAGCAAUGGCGAGGCACUUUCACCUGGGCCUCUGAUUGGCUCCCCAAAGGACAAAGGCAGGGAUUCUCCACGCACAAAGUACUACAAAGAAGGCAGGCCCUCGGUGGGCUGCCUGCGUCACGGCACCAUCAACAACACUCAGACGGUGAGGGCCGUCUACCUGCUGAUGGGAGGGGCCGCCGCGUCGUCUGCUAUGGGCUACUUAGGCUCGUGCUCACCCUCCGGCCUGGACGCCAAAGCUCCCGACCUGCCCCUCAGCGCAGACUUCUCAGAUGUGGGACCGGCAGGGGCGUACCACACGGACAGCCCCGCCAUCACCUCCCCACACUUUAACAGCUUUGACUUUGAAAUGGCAGACGCUGAUUUUAAUGCUUUUGAUUGUGGGGGGUUUACUUUUUGAUAGUCGCAAGAUUCCCCUUCUGUCCCACCGUGACAACAACCAGUGCAACACGCCAUGUGCUUUGUGCAUAACUACCCACACUGUGUAUGUUUAAAAAAAAUAUAUCUAUAACAUAAUCAGCACUGUAAGUGAUUGUAGAUUUUGGUAAAAUGUCAACUUAAGAUGUAUGUUUUGGAAAUCUACUAACCCUACCACUGAGUUAGUUAGACCUGAACUUAACCUAAUGCUAUAAAGUAAAAACCUCAUCAUCACACACUGUUAAUCCCUCAAAUGUGAACUUGUACAUUAAGUAAAACUAAUAUGUUGUUUAUACGUGCUACUUUGUCUUGUUCAGCAAACCAAACGUUCUUGCAGUAGCAGGCCUCUCAAAUGUAGCAAGUAGCACCGGAUUUUGAGAAGUUCACCAAAAAAUGGUCAUAAACUAUUUGUGGUCUUUUUAGGAGACACAUGAACCCAAAUAGCUUGCAUUGACAAUCAGUUUAGUAAGUGCAAUCAAAUGUAAACAAAGUAAAACACAAGUAGCUUGUCUCAUUUUAUUUUGUCUCAGAGUGAAGAGUUGGAGACACCUGCUCUAUAUCCACACACAGACAGGCACAUAUCAUACAAUCUAAUGUAUUAUGGAGGAGACUUUGCAUUUUCACACAUAGAUUAAAGGUUUCACAAAUCAUAAACGUUGUUAAAUUGACUCAUUACACAAUGUGUAUUUAUAUUUGUGUUGCAUUGAUGUUUUUUUGUUCUUAUUUUGCACUAGUGACAAAAUUAAUCGAUGUGACAUUUCAAGUAAAGUAUCUGUUUGGUGUUGACUUUUUAUUGCCCACCCUUCGAAUCGGAAGCUAACGUCAGCCUUGUAAAAAUGACAAAAAUAAACAUGCAGUUGUUUGUAUUAUUGUGCUUUACAUUUGUAGUUGUGUAAGUGGACUGUAUCAUACUGAGAAGUGGGGCUGUGAAUCUUUGGGUGUCCCACGAUUCGAUUAAAUAUCGAUUCUUGGGGUCACGAUUCGAUUCAAAAUCUUUUUUUUUUUUUUUCAAUUCAACACGAUUAUCAAUUCAAAAACGAUUUUUUUCCCGAUUCAAAAUGAUUCUCUAUUCAUUCAAUACAUAGGAUUUCAGCAGGAUCUACCCCAGUCUGCUGACAUGUAAGCAGAGUAGUAGAUCUUUGUAAAAAGCUUUUAUAAUUGUAAAGGACAAUGUUUUAUCAACUGAUUGCAAUAAUGUAAAUUUGUUUUAAAUAUUAAAUGAACCAAAAAUAUGACUUAUUUUAUCUUUGUGAAAAUAUUGGACACAGUGUGUUGUCAAGUUUCUGAGAUGCGAUGCAAGUGUAAGCCACUGUGACACAAUUGUUCUUUUUUUUUUUUUAAUGUAUAAAUGUCUAAUGAUAAAGUGAAUGAGGGAUUUUUAGUCACUGCUAUGUUGAAAUUGUAACUAAUAUUGAUACAGUUGUUGAUAAUAUUCAUUUUUGUUUCACUACUUUUGGUUUGUUCUGUAUCGUGUUUGUGUCUCCUCUCAAUUGCUCUGUUUAUUGCAGUUCUAAAUGUUGCUGUGUCGCGUUUGGUUUUGGAAUUGGAUUGCAUUGUUAUGGUAUU